This is a messenger RNA of Corticium candelabrum, 2122 nucleotides long. Its product is annotated as cell cycle checkpoint protein RAD17-like. The record is from RefSeq and is a predicted model, not a curated record. Gene Ontology annotation, biological process: DNA damage checkpoint signaling; mitotic DNA replication checkpoint signaling; DNA repair. The transcript is spliced from 22 exons. Bases 129 to 2111 code for a protein of 660 amino acids. Lineage: Eukaryota; Metazoa; Porifera; Homoscleromorpha; Homosclerophorida; Plakinidae. Gene Ontology annotation, molecular function: chromatin binding; DNA clamp loader activity.
AUCCGAGUUUGCUUGAUGCAAGUGCAAAUAGAUUGUAGUACUUUGAAAAUUCGAUGUGUGCCUUUCAAGACCGCUCCAAAGACACAAGUCUGGGUCUACGAGGUCUACCAUCAUAGAUAUCAACUGUAAUGCGAAAGACAUCGGCGAGAAUAAUCGUGAGAACUGACAUGAAAGAGAGGCGGGUCAGCGACCGUCCUGAAUCAGUUCGUACGCGUGUGAGAGAGAAGAGAAAGGCAGCCAGAAGCAACGCGGAAGACUCUCGUCCUCUUGGGGAAAACCGGAUUAGGAGUUGGUUAGUCUCAUCUUUUGAUCCUGCAAGUGCACACUGUCCAGGUCGGAGACGAGAAAUAGAGAAAGAAGGUCCAGUACAAGAAGGGUCAUUGCCAUGGGUUGACAGAUAUGUUCCAAGGUCACAAUCUGACUUGGCUGUUCACAAGAAGAAAGUAACAGAAGUGAUGAGCUGGAUCGAGAUCCACUUACAGCCACAUUGUCAAAAACAAGGUGGCAGUAUACUUAUUAUUACGGGUCCUCCUGGUGCGGGUAAGACGGCUACAAUCAAAGUUUUAGCGAGAGAUCUAUGUUGUCAGCUGCAAGAAUGGAGCAAUCCUAUUGGGCAUGAUGUCCAUCAGCAAACUGCAUCUGAAGAUAUACCUUGGCAUAUAGAUGAAACGUUGCACUAUGGAGAGUCGCAGACAAAGCAGUUCCGUGACUUUAUUUUUCGAAGUGACAAGUAUGGUACACUGCAGCUGGUUGGCAGUGUUUUAGAUCAACAGCCAAGUCAUAAGAAAAUCAUCUUAGUGGAGGAUAUGCCGAAUGCAUUUUACAGACGUCCGGAUACUCUAUGGCCCAUUCUAAAGCGGUUUCAACAAAUAGGACAUUGUCUUCUAGUGUUUAUCGUGUCAGACAGCACGAGCGGUGACAGCAGGAUAGUCAAACUUUUUCCAAGUCGUAUUCAGAAUGACUUGAGAAUAGACAUCAUCAAUUUCAAUCCAAUUGCUACUACAAACAUGACGAAAGCCAUAAACAAGAUAGUUGUUAUGGAAAUGAAGAGAUCGGGUGCCAUUUUGCAGAACAGCAAGUCAGUGAUAGCCGACUGUGCUGAAAGCAGUGCCGGAGAUAUACGUAGUGCCAUUAACACCAUUCAGAUGCUGUGUGUUGGCUCAGUGCUCACGGACAGGAAGGCACAACAUGGCGAUUCCAUUAGAAGAACAAUCAUUAGGAAUGACCACAGUUCGUCUAGAGUCGCAAUGCUAGGAAGCGAUGAGAGCAAUGAGAGCAAACUUUCUGCUAUUGGAGGAAGGGAUAGAUCAUUAUUCCUAUUUCGAGCGUUGGGAAAGAUACUUUACUGCAAACGUCUAACAGGCGAACCACAACCAGCUUACGAACAGUUGCGUGAUCACCUAGCUGAUAUGGAACGUUUACCUCUUUGUUAUGUACCAGAGGAAAUUGUUGAGGACUCUCAUCUGUCUCCAGACUAUUUCACUCUCUAUCUUCAUCAAAACUAUCUGGAUUUCUAUCAAGAUGUUGAUGAUAUUGUUAGGGCUGCUAGAUAUCUGAGUGAUGCAGAUACAUUGCAGAGUUCAUUUGAGUGUCGAGAUACUCUCCAUUGGUGUGCUGUUAGUAUAGCAUGCAGGGGUCUCAUGCACGCACGAUGUCAGUCCCCAUCCAAGUCAUCUUGGAGGCCCUUACACAAACCAAAAUGUAUCGAAGUAGAUAAAUUGGCGAAAGACAAUGUGAGGAGUGCACAUCAUCUGUUUGUAGAAUUGAAUCCGUGUCAAGCUCACUUGUGGCUACCUGUCGAGUUACACACUGAGAUUUUGCCUUUUCUUGCAAAACUGGAUGUGCCCUUACAAAGUUCUGACCAGAUCAGAUUUCUUCAGCACUUGUCUUCUUUUGCAAGACACUCUAGAUCAUAUACUGAAACAUUAGAUGAAAGAGACGUGGGUACUCUGGAAGAGGAGGAGUGUAGCAGUCAAAAUCAAAACAGUCAGCUAACAUCUAGUGGAACAUCCACUAGAGUGGCAGGCGAUGUUACCAACGAAACCAAUGGAGCCAUGCAGGAGGACGAGGAUGAAGUGAUCGAUGAGUUUGAAGACAACACGGACUGGUGAUUGUCGGUGUA